AUGUCUUCAUCAUUAGCUAGUGAGCAGAAGCAGAAUGGAGUAUGUCAGUCCGCUGUUAUUGGCGCAGCUCUAGAAAUUCCAGAAAGAGUUCGAGGGAUGACUGAAUUGCAAAAAGAUUUAUUCUUGACUCACGUUACCUUGUGUGCGCUUAGAGUUGAAGCUUCGAAAAUCUCCAUAAUUCAGCGCAAGGUCCGGUUGGAAAAAUAUCUGUUCAAGAAUCUAGGAAGAAUCAAGAGUAUAUCAAAUGCGGAAGAUUCUAAGCACAAGCUUUUGUUAUUUGAACCUUCUUUGAUAAACGACGAAUCUGAUGAGCUUAAGCAGAAGAUAGAAGAGAUGAUCAGGGAGUAUACUGGAGAUAUCGAGUUGCAGUGGGAGUCGCGAACAUUUCCCAUAGCAUUUGAGGAUUGGGACUUGAGAAGAAUACUGAGAUCUGUGCUUCCGAAAGAAUUGGACUUUAGCAGCUACAGUCAGGCUGGACACAUUGUUCAUGUAAAUCUGAGAGAGAACCUGUUGCCGUUCAAAAAGGUUAUUGGACAAAUCCUUCUGGAGAAGGUUGGAAAAUGCAGGACUGUUGUUAACAAAAUUGACGGGAUUAGCAGUGAAUACCGGAACUUUGAAUUGGAUUUGUUAGCUGGUGAGAACAACUACGUGACAGAAUUGAUCGAGGAUGGCGUAAGAUACAAAUUGGACUUUUCUAAGGUUUUUUGGAACUCUCGCUUGAGCCACGAACAUGAACGAGUUGUGAAGAUGUUCGACUCACGAUCAUUGAUCUAUGAUGCUUGUGCUGGAGUAGGUCCAUUUGUCUUACCUGCUGUCAAGAAAGGUCGAAUUUCUCGUGUACUGGCAAAUGAUCUUAACCCAGAAAGCGUUAGGUGGAUGAAAGAAAAUAUGGCUCUGAACAAGAUUCCUUGUGAAAAAGUUGGCAUUUACAAUAUGGAUGCCAUCGACUUCAUUCGUGGACCUGUAGCUGACGAUUUGAAUGAAAAAAUCACCAACGCUGAUCCUGAAAUACAGCCGUCCGGCGCGUAUGUGAUGAUGAAUCUACCGGCAUAUGCUAUAAAUUUUCUUCCUGCUUUUCGCGGAAUGUUAGCCCAUCAGUCUUGUUCUGGAACUUCGCCUAAAUUCCCUAUAAAGACGUUUUGUUACCUGUUUGCGAAG
Messenger RNA from Strongylus vulgaris, 1158 nucleotides. Lineage: Eukaryota; Metazoa; Nematoda; Chromadorea; Rhabditida; Strongylidae. The record is from the annotation of a GenBank genome assembly.